Molecule: messenger RNA, 417 nt
Organism: Truncatella angustata
Lineage: Eukaryota; Fungi; Ascomycota; Sordariomycetes; Amphisphaeriales; Sporocadaceae
Exons: 3
Coding region: 1-417 (138 amino acids)
Source: RefSeq, a predicted model, not a curated record
AUGCAGACAAUUGGAUGUGCCGUGGGCUUUCGCCUUCACCUUCACCCCGUCUCUGCGCGUUCUGCUGUGGUUUGCAUGUGCCGGGUAGUUGCCCGGCUUGUCAUUUACGGGUGUGGAGCAGCCUACCAAGUUUCCAGCUUGAAUGGCCUGACUGGGAUCGUAUUUUCAGGGGAGAGGUGCCUCAUGCCAAAGACAUCCUGGGGCGCUAUACUUGGCAGAGGUCCUUUCCGCAACAAAUAUCGUACAACAGCAGAUGACUGGCCGACUGGAUUGCGGAAGAAUGGAUCGUCCCCCGGAUCACCAGCGGGCCGCUCAUGGGCACGUCGUCUGCUAAUUAAACUAAAGGUUAGGCCACGGCUAGGCGGGCAGACCCGCGGUACCCGCCGAGCCCGCAACUUCAUGGUCAUCGAAGAAUAG